Olea europaea var. sylvestris is the source of this 3429-nucleotide messenger RNA. RefSeq lists its product as uncharacterized. The record is from RefSeq and is a predicted model, not a curated record. Lineage: Eukaryota; Viridiplantae; Streptophyta; Magnoliopsida; Lamiales; Oleaceae. Gene Ontology annotation, cellular component: SAGA complex. Gene Ontology annotation, biological process: regulation of transcription by RNA polymerase II. The transcript has 12 exons. Bases 113 to 3148 code for a protein of 1011 amino acids. Gene Ontology annotation, molecular function: transcription coregulator activity.
CAAUUUCAUGUAUUUCCCACUCCGCUUAGCUCUUUCACAGUAACAAUUUGCAUACAUUGAGUUCUAACAUGUUCGUCUGAAUUUGAUUUGUGAGGGAUCAAUCAGUCGGAAAAUGGGGGUUUCAUUUAAGGUCUCCAAAACCGGUAAGAGGUUCCACCCCAGACCGCUCGAGUUAGACGCCCCCGUCGGAGGAGGAGGAGGAGAAGACACCAUAAUUUCAUCCUCAAUUCAGAAGAGCGAUCCCAAUUUCACUACCACCCGAAAUCUCACGGUCGAGGCUGAUAAGAAUGGUGGUGUUACUGAAAUCUCUGAUAAUGAUGUGUCAUUCACCCUUAGCCUAUUCCCAGACGGAUAUUUAAUGGGGAAGCCGGUGGAGAAUGACCAGAGUCAUCAGACUCCUGUUGAUGUUCCAAAGUUAUUGCACCCAUACGAUAGAGCAUCCGAAACUCUAUUCUUGGCAAUUGAGUCCGGGCGACUGCCUGGAGACAUUCUGGAUGAUCUACCAUGCAAGUACAUUGAAGGGACACUUGUCUGUGAGGUGCGAGAUUACCGGAAUUGCUCUUCUGAAAAAAGGAUUCAUGUGCCUUCUGGGGAUGCUUCACCUAGUGUCCUUAGAGUGCGUCUUAGAAUGUCUUUGGAAAAUGUAGUAAAGGAUAUUCCAUCUAUUUCCGACGAUAGUUGGACAUAUGGAGAUCUGAUGGAAGUGGAGGCCCGGAUUUUGAAAGCUGUACAACCACAACUUUGCCUGGAUCCAAGUCCAAAGCUGGAUAGACUCAGUGACAACCCAGUUCCUGCUAAGUUAAAUUUGGCAGUGCACAGCAUGAGGAGAAAAAGAUUGAGGCAGAUUCAUGAAGCUACCAUCUCAUCGAAUAAUAAAAUCCAUGGGAAAAGGGUAUGCCUAGAUAAAGUUCCCGAAAGUUCAAGGUUGGGUGACUGGCGACCCUUAAUGCAGCAGUCUGUCCAAGAGAAUUUGAACACUCAAAAUAAUGUUCCAAGUGCAAUGCUUCCUCUAAGGACCAACAGCUUUGGGUCAGAUGUCUCUGUUUCAGCAUCUUCUCUGGUAUCCCCCCAGUCAAAAUUUCAAAUGGGGGUUGGGAGCCCAAGCCUUCUGCAGGAUAAUCGGCCUGGAGCUCAAUUGAAUGCAUCAAUUGCUUCACCAGCUGGGCAGGAUAUGAUAUCACUCACUGAUAAUGGCGCUUCUUGUGUUCAUUGCAAGAGAGAAAACCAAGAUGGGCAACUAUCUCCACUUUUAAGCAAGAGGGGUAGGCUUAUGGCUACAGGUGUUGAUGGUAGUCAAAAUGUAGCACAACAAAUGGACAGCUUCAACGGACCAGAUUCACACUGGAAGAAUACAUUAAUGCAGCAGCAAUCUGUUGCAAGAGGGAUUCAGUAUGCUAAUAAUCCUAUGAAAAAGUUCUCACAGCAGGUGUUUGAAGGAGGUCUAAAUCAGGAUAUUGGGACAAUGCCGUUUACCGCUGGACAGCAAGGAAUGAGAUAUGGGUUAAAGGAAGAACCAAUUGAGACAGAGAGAUUGGACAAAACAGAUCUCUGUCGAAUUCAUAUGGCAGAAUCAGGAAUAGCCCAUAUUGAUUCCUCACAGUCACGAUUACAGCAAAGAAUGCCACAGCAAUUCGGGAGAGCUGGUUUCCUCCAGCCUCCAUGGAAUAGUCUUGGUCAGCCUCUUGAUAAUAAUUCUAGAAAGGAGGAUUUCCACAAGAGAAAACUAGUUCAAAGUCCUCGUGUAUCUGCUGGAGGUUUACCUCAAUCUCCCUUGUCAUCAAAAUCUGGAGAAUUCUCCAGCAGUUCAAUAGGACCUCAAUUUGGAGGUGGUGUGACUAGUGGACUUGUCUCAUCCCAAAAGGAGAAGUCUGCAGUGACUUCAGUUCCUCCCAUUGGUGUUGGUGGCACCGUGCCUUUGACUUCCAGUGCGAAUGAGGCAAUGCAACGGCAAAACCAGGCACAAGCUGCUGCAAAACGUAGAUCCAAUUCUCUCCAAAGAACCGCUGCAAUUAGUGGAGUUGGUUCUCCUGCUAGUGUUAGUAAUAUGAAUUCUAUGAUAAAUGCAAACAGUCCUGUUGGAGCUCAAUUGGCGGACCAAGCCAUGCUAGAAAGAUUCUCGAAUAUUGAAAUGGUGACUUCGAGGUAUCAACUUAACAGCAAAAAGAACAAGGUUGAUCAGUAUCCUAUCGGGAAACCAAAUACGUUUUCUGCUCAACAGCUGCUGCUUCAUCUUUCCAGUGAUUCAAACAAUGAGAAUUUGAAAGAUGAAACACGUAAAAUGCCAUUAUCAAGGUCCCUUGUAGGUGGGAGCAUGAAUGUUCCCAAGACAAGGAUCUUAAACUUUGUUCAGACGGAGCGUGUUCUUCAAGGUAAUGGUUAUCAACUCAUUCCAAAAGCACGGACUAGGAUGAUCAUGUCAGAGAAGUCAAAUGAUGGUUCUGUGGCAAUUCAUAUUGGAGAAAUAGAGUAUGCUGACUAUUUGGCUACAGAGGAUUACCUUCCAACAUUGCCAAAUACUGUGAGUAUGUCUAUUUGCUUGUUUAUUGUGGUUCACAGAACAGAUUGUGUUCCAGACAAUUUAUUUGUUUCAUCAUAUGUUAACAUAUUGCACCCAGGAUCUGCUGGUCUUUCAAUGCUGUGCCCUUCUAUGAAUCAAGCUAAUAACAAUCAGAUGCAGCGCACACCUAUGGGGGCGAUGGGUCCACCAAAGUUGAUGCCAGGGAUGAAUCCAUACAUGAACCCGCAGCAGCUUCAACAACAGCAACAGCAGCAGCAGCAGCAACAGCAACAGCAGCAAAACCAUCAAUUACAGCAGCAGCAGGAAUCGACAUCUCCUCUGCAGACUGUUCUUUCACCUCCACAGGUAGGUUCGUCAUCAAGCAUGGGAAUUCCCCAUCAAAUGAAUCAGCUGCAGCAACAGGCCGGCCCCCAACAAAUGAGCCAGAGAACUCCAAUGAGCCCACAACUUAGUUCGGGGGCCAUACAUCCAACGAGUGCAGGUAACGUGGAAGCUUGUCCAGCAAGUCCUCAGUUGAGCUCACACACCAUGGGUUCAGUUGGUAGUAUCACCAAUUCUUCCAUGGAGUUGCACGGUGUCAAUAAAAAUAACUCCUUUGUUGGAUGGAGUUUAGAUCAACAAGGUAACUGAUAUAUACUGGAAAUAAAGUAUUUGGACGGAGGUCUCAGAGAAUGAACGAAAUGGAUUUAUUUCCUUGCACACACUGGUUGCCAAAUAAUUCAAACAUGAAAGUCUGUUCUUGGUGUAAGUACACAAUAUUUUUCUUUUAACAUAAGGCUGGUGGGUGAUAUGCCCGUGUUUAGAGUAUUGUUUUAGUGCAAAGACAGCCAUCUUUUCAUGUUUGUAUUGGGAUGUAUAAUUACUGCUAUCUGAACUUGCUUGUUUAUGAAUGUUCAAUUAGUUUUCCAAUA